Calliphora vicina (urban bluebottle blowfly) is the source of this 2198-nucleotide messenger RNA. RefSeq names its product phosphatidylserine lipase ABHD16A. Gene Ontology annotation, cellular component: endomembrane system. The transcript is spliced from 10 exons. Gene Ontology annotation, molecular function: glycerophospholipase activity; monoacylglycerol lipase activity. Bases 133 to 1704 code for a protein of 523 amino acids. The record is from RefSeq and is a predicted model, not a curated record. NCBI's taxonomy places the organism in Eukaryota, Metazoa, Arthropoda, Insecta, Diptera, Calliphoridae. Gene Ontology annotation, biological process: monoacylglycerol catabolic process; phosphatidylserine catabolic process.
UUAAAGGAAGAAGAGAUAUUUUUUGUGUCAUAUUAAUUAAUUUGCAUUUUUAUUGAGUAAAUUUCGAUAUUUUAAUUUUAAUAAUCAUAAUCAGGCCAAAGCGAAAUAUUUAAAUAAAAACUAUAUUUCAACAUGAGUUUUCUACGUUACAUAUUGGGGCCAAAGCUCUAUAUGGAAUAUGGCCUCGGAACCACUCAGAAAAUGUAUGAGGCAGGAGGCUUGGAAAAGUUUGGGGAUCAAAUACUUUCAACGAUUAAUUUAAUGUGGAACAUUGGUUUUUAUACUUCACCAUUUUUGGCGACGUUUUUAUAUCGCCGGGGUUAUUUUGUUAUGGACUCUAUAACAACUUUAGCCAAAAUUAGUACCAGUAUUGGUUUAAUUGUCAUUAUUUCAAUGGUAAUGCGUGGUUUGGGUCGUACCCAAUCAGCCUCAUAUACCAAAUUGAUGAAAGCCAUGGAGCUGUUGAGAUCACCCAAAACUGAGGUAGAGGGCAAAAGGGCUUUAAGAUUGUUUGACUAUGAAUUUAAAAGUUGGGCUGUGGAUUUUGAUGUUAAAAGUUUACAAAGUGAUGAUAAGAAAAAUAAAGCCAUGUUAGCUAAGAACUCAACACGCAGCUUUCGUUUGGCCACCAUACCCUGUGAAAUUGCAGCAUAUAUUGCCAUACACUCAUUUGGUAUACGCAUGAUGUAUCCUGGUUCCAUAAAAUUGUUACAGAGCUACAUGAGACCCAUGUUAGUUUCUGGACGUGCAAAAUUGAUCGAAGAAGAAAAUGCCAGAAGAUACAAAGUACGUACUAUUGAUGCUAACGAUAUUGACACUGUAUUUGUAGAUAAUCGCAUUAGAAGCACUAAUGGUAAAACAUUGGUUAUUUGUUCAGAAGGCAAUGCUGGCUUUUAUGAAAUCGGCAUAAUGGGCACACCUUUGGCUUUGAAGUAUUCCGUAUUAGGCUGGAAUCAUCCUGGUUUUGAGGGCAGCACUGGUAAACCAUAUCCAGAUCAAGAUAAAAAUGCCAUUGAGGCUGUGAUACAAUUUGCCAUUUAUCACUUGGGCUUUGCUGUUGAAGAUAUUAUAUUUUAUGGUUGGAGUAUUGGUGGUUACAGUUCUCUCUGGGCAGCAUCUUGCUAUCCAGAGGCAAAAGGAGUGAUUUUGGAUGCCACAUUCGAUGAUGUUUUAUAUUUAGCACAACCACGCAUGCCGGCUAGUUUGUCCGGUAUUGUACGUAUAGCUAUACGGGAAUAUUGUAAUUUAAAUAAUGCUGAGCUGGCUCAAAAUUAUCAUGGACCCAUCAGCUUGAUAAGACGUACAGAAGAUGAAGUUAUAGCUGAAGAUAAUCAACUUGAAACAAAUCGUGGCAACUUUUUGGCUUUAGGUAUUUUAAAAUAUCGUUAUCCUCACAUUUUUAAAACAUCUCAGCUAAAUCGUUGCAAACAAACUCUGGCCAAACCCAUAGAAGUACGAAAUUUAACAACUGCUGAUGACGAUCUGUGCUUGUCCCGUUUAAUUACCUAUGCCUCAGAUCAGGGUAAAAAGUAUCCCAUGGACAUUGGCGAAGACUAUACCGAAGAAGUACGCCAUCAAAUGGCUGAUUUUUUGUUACGCAAACAUUUCCGUGAUUUCAAAUCCACUCAUUGUACCCAAUUACCAUCUGAAUAUUUUAACAUUCCAUUUGAUAUACCAGUGGAACAUGGCUUUGUAUUUACCUAAAUAAAUUUAACUCAGUAAUUACAGCAACAACAACAAAAAGAAGACAGAAAGAAAGAAAGAUGAAGAAAAGCAAGAGAAGAGAAGCUAUGAGUCGAGUUCGAAAUUUCGUACUUAAGAGAAAGGUUUUAUUUUAUGUCUUUAAAGAUUUUAAAAGAUUUUUUUCUUACGAAACAUCGAACCAGGUCUCUUUCUUAUAAAUUAUUAAUAAAUAAGCAUUUUUUUAUUAAUUAUUCAAAUAUUAAUUAAAAUAAAGGGGGUACAAAAUUUAAGAAAUCAUUUAAACGUAAUAAACGAAGAGUAUUUUUAUAACAGUUUAACGUAAUACAGUAUUUUAAACUAAAUACACCACUGUUGUAUUACAGAAAUUAUAAAAAAUAAAGUACAUAUUUGGAAAAGGAAAAUAAAUAAUGAAACUGUAUUUUAAUUUAAACUGUAAUUUUAUUUUAAAAAAAUUAAAGUAAAAUAAAUAAAUGUCUUAAAAACAACCAAAAAAA